Messenger RNA from Pocillopora meandrina, 333 nucleotides. NCBI's taxonomy places the organism in Eukaryota, Metazoa, Cnidaria, Anthozoa, Scleractinia, Pocilloporidae. The record is from the annotation of a GenBank genome assembly.
AUGGAAUGCGGAGACUGUGUUGGUCCGCAUGCGCACAACCUGAUCGUUUGCAAACCCGCUAAACGGGGAUCAGUGCAAAUUCACGACACGUUUGAAAAUGUGCAACGUCGCGUGAAAGAAACGGAGCCUGUGGUUUGUCCUUUAAAAGAUGCUGAGAUGAAAGCUUUUGUGGAUAUGACCCUGGCUGAUUUGAUAAGCAAGGGAUACGCUGUCAGCCUUCGUGAAAUAACCAUUCAGUGUAAGAACACCAAGGUGUAUUAUGGGAUAGGUAAGGAAGAGUGUCAGUUGAACAUCACGGAGCACGUGAUCGAGUUUGAAUGGUGUACGCGCUAG